Messenger RNA from Mycetomoellerius zeteki, 5791 nucleotides. RefSeq names its product cationic amino acid transporter 2. Lineage: Eukaryota; Metazoa; Arthropoda; Insecta; Hymenoptera; Formicidae. The transcript has 15 exons. Gene Ontology annotation, molecular function: amino acid transmembrane transporter activity. Gene Ontology annotation, biological process: transmembrane transport; amino acid transport. The record is from RefSeq and is a predicted model, not a curated record. Gene Ontology annotation, cellular component: plasma membrane. Bases 1096 to 3570 code for a protein of 824 amino acids.
GCAGCAUGAGAGGCAGAGAGUGUAACCCCACGGUCGCACCGCCACCCGUGCGUCGUCGUAUUUAAAAUAUGACUCGGGUUAGAGUGCACACGGGGUAGUCGUGCGAGUGUAGAGAUAUUAGUCGUGUGCACCGGGAGUAUAUUAUCCGUAUUAGUUUUAGGCAAGUAAAAAUAGUAGUGAGUAAGGUUAUUGUCCGAGGGGGCGUGCAACGGGAUCUCCGUCGAGAGAAAGACAGGAAGAGAGAAAGAUAGGAGGAUAGAGCGUGGAAACGGAGCAGAGCCAGCACAAGACAGAAAAGUCAACCAACGAGACGAACGGAUGAUACGGGGGGUGGCUGAGUGAAAUCAAACACUCUCGAUCAUUGGCUCACAAUCAGUGAAAGUGCGAAACGCGAAGACAGCCGUGCAGUUUCGGGGACCGCCGUUGCGAAUGAAUACAUAUCAUUUUAUCCUAGUUGCAGAGAGUGUGUGAAAGAGAAAGAAAGAGAGAGAGAGAGAGAGAGAGAGAGAGGGAGAGAUAGAAGGAAAAAGAGGAAGAGAGAAUCGUAGCGAGAAGGUGGAGGGUGGAUCGUGAGAAAGAACGACGCGACCAGAGCGAACGGAGAUUAUCGUGAAUCAGUGAGUUUAACGAGGAUAGAUGAAGAAAAAGAGCGAGAAAGAAAGAAGAAGAAACGUGAGUUCCAUUGAGAUGCGUACAGAGAGAUAUAUAUAAAUAUAGAUAAAUAGAUAGAUAGAUAGAUAUAUGUAUACACAUGCGCAACGCGAAACGUGUGAGUGUACUUGGCUUGAUCAUCAUCGCCGUCAUCGUCAUCGUGAAUGCGUCCUCUUCCAGCCCGAAGCUUUCGGGACAGUGAGAUAUUCUUAGAUAAGUUCCGGAAGCGACUUGACAGAGUCUGAAAGAGGAAAAGAGGGAGACACAAAGAGAAAUUCCCUCCCGCGGAUGAUCACUCGUGAGCAGCUACGUGUCGUCGCCGUCGCCGUCGUCGUCCGUCGUGCAUAUCUUUUCUCGUGAACUGUGAUUCUUUGUGCCGCUCGUCGAGGGAGGUGGGACAGUGAUCUCUGCGACGAGACGGGAUAAGACAGACAGGCAGGAAAAAUGAAGCUCGAUCUGGACCGGGAGAAGGGCCUCGAGCUCUUCGGCAAGCUGAUACGUACAAAGAACAUCGAAAGUCUGCAGGGUGAUCAGCCCAAAACCGGUCCCGAGCCACUUCAUCCAGCCGACUCCAAGCAGAAAUUACAGAAGUGCCUGACGACUCUGGAUCUGACGUCUUUAGGAGUUGGCUCCUGCGUCGGGACAGGGAUGUACCUUGUCGCAGGAAUGGUGGCGCGCAGCGUUGCCGGACCUGGUGUCGUCUUCUCAUUCAUUAUCGCAGCCAUUGCUUCCAUUUUUUCCGGGGCGUGUUACGCCGAGUUUGGAGUACGAGUGCCUCAUACGACCGGCAGCGCUUAUAUGUACAGUUACGUGACAGUAGGCGAAUUAAUAGCAUUCAUUAUUGGAUGGAACAUGGUGCUGGAGUACCUUAUAGGUACGAGUGCGUGUGCGUGCGCCCUUAGCGCCUGCCUGGAUGCGUUGGCAAACGGUGCUAUUUCCGGGGCGAUAGCCAACAGCGUUGGCACCAUACUCGGACGGCCGCCAGAUUUUCUCGCGUUCGUCAUCACGAUACUUAUGAUGCUGCUAAUGGCGGCAGGGGUGAAGAAGUCGCUGGUGUUCAACAACGUGCUGAACGCCAUCAAUCUCGCCGUCUGGGUCUUCGUCAUGGCGGCGGGCAUGUUUUACGUGGAUUCCAACAAUUGGUCCGAGCAUAGCGGUUUCCUCCCCUAUGGCUGGAGCGGGGUUUUCACCGGCGCGGCAACGUGUUUCUACGCCUUCAUUGGCUUCGACAUAAUAGCCACCACCGGCGAGGAGGCGACGAAUCCGAAGAGGAGUAUUCCCCUCGCUAUAGUCUCGUCGUUGAUCAUAAUUCUCGUCGCUUAUGUCACCAGCAGCAUGGUCUUGACACUGAUUGUUCCAUACGAUCAGGUUGAUCAAGAUUCAGCGUUGGUGGAAAUGUUCGGCCAAGUCGGGGCCUACAAGUGCAAGUACAUCGUCGCAGUCGGUGCGCUGGCAGGCCUGACGGUCUCCAUGUUCGGCAGUAUGUUUCCGAUGCCUAGAAUAGUCUACGCGAUGGCUCAGGAUGGCCUUAUAUUUCGGAGCCUCAGCCAAGUUUGGCCGGCGACUGGCACUCCCGCAAUUGCGACUUUAACUUCCGGCAUAUGUGCAGCUUUCGCUGCGCUGUUGAUCCAGCUGGAAGUGUUGGUGGAAAUGAUGUCGAUCGGUACCUUGCUGGCGUACACUCUGGUGUCCACAUGCGUGCUGAUAUUGCGAUAUCAACCGCAUUCGACGAAUCUGAUCGAGUUGCUGCCGCAGAGCUUGCGGACGCCUUGUCGAUCGCCCACGAAGGAAACGCAGGGCAACGGCCAAGUGACUUACGGCAAGGAGCUUAGGCCCGAUCAGCUUACAACCGCAUUGAACUCGGUACAAACGUCCCAGUCGGAGCUCACGACCACCAACAAUGGGCAGCGUAUCACGGUUCGGCGAGUGAGGAGGUGCAACAGUUCGUCACCGGAUUCGGAUGACACGUACGGCGGCGAGGAAGACGAAGUGGGAUUGGGUAAGGAUGAUCAGUAUCUCGUCAGCGACAGAACAGAGAACAAAUUCUACGGCAGCGUGCACGCGGCUGCGGCCGCCUCGAGUUGCGGUAGCGCUCAUCAGUAUCCCGGAAACACGCCAAUCAUAGGGCCACCGUUGAAUUACCUACAGCGUCGACUGCAGGCGGCGCAGUACCUUUGUCCUGCUAUAUUCCCGUGGGUGGACAGAGGUCCUGCGACAGAGGCGUCAGGACGUUAUGUUAUGAAGCUCGUUGGGAUCUUAUACGUCUUGAUCCUUAUUUUUGACUUGAUUAUCGUCUGUGGGAUGGGUAACAUGGGAACAUUUACAACGAUAUUACUAUUCUUAUUUCUCUUUGCCAUAAUUGGUAUACUUCUCGUCAUCAGUAGAAAGCCGCAAAAUAGGAGCAGCGUAAUGUUCAUGACUCCAGGCUUACCCUUCGUCCCCGCGAUCGCCGUUACCGUUAACAUUUAUCUCAUCUUCAAGCUCAGCAUCCUCACCUUGGUCAGGUUCACAAUCUGGAUGACUCUCGGUUUCAUCAUGUACUUCCAGUACGGUAUCAAGAACAGUAGCCUGGAGGAGGCGAACGCGUCGGAGAACGUUGACGAUGUUGUCGUUGGUGGUACGGCCGGCAACAUCGAGUUGACCGUAACCGAUCACCAUCAGCGGCAACAGCAGAAGCAGUAUUCGCCAGACCACAGCAUUUACGAGAGCCAGCAGCUGGACGCGUUCGGCCAGCCGGUGUUUGGCAGCACGAAUUUCGGCGGCACGCCGAACCAGCAGCAGCAUAUCGGCAUCGGCGGCCAUCAACAGAGGCAAACGGGGGCGGCGGGAAGCGGACGCCGCAUCGACCAAACCGCGUCAACGACGACGGGCAAGAACCUGUUCAUCGAUCAGGAUAGCUUCCCCACCUGGGACGAUUGAGGAGCACCGCGCGCGUUGUAUAGUACCGUCGUUGACGAGAUCGCAGUCGAAGAAGGCGGUUGGGGAUAGAAACGGGUCGAGAGAGCAUUAGCUGUAAUGAGGAUAGAAAGAAAGAGGGGAAUGCAGAAAGAAAGAUGAAGAGACCAUUACCAUUAUUAGUAUAAGGCGAAACUUGUGUUUUCCAAGAGAGCGUUCUAACUGCUAAUAUAAGUUCAAAAAUUUAUUGCUAGUCCGCGAAUGGGAAACGAAUGCGAGAUGAGAAUGAGGUGUGUCGUCGGAGCGAUAGGAUGAAUGAAAAACACUAGUGAGAAUGAGAAAGAAAGAAAGAAAAGCGAGAAAAGCGAGACAAAGUAAGAGAAAGAGCGAGGCGUGCCUGAAAAAAUAAUGAAUAAGAAAAGAGAAUGUACGAGAGAGAGAGAGAGAGAGAGAGAAAAUCUAUAGAAGAGAAUACUUUAAUGAAGAAAAAAGAAAAAAAACAAGAAAACGUCAUCUUUUGCCUAACUUUAGUCUUUCCCAAAAAGAAGAAAAAAAAGAAGUCUAGUCUAACAUAUUAUAAUCGUAUAUCUAAGCUUACUACAAAUACUUACAUACGUCUUACCUCGAGUAAACCCUUUGAUUAUUAAUUUACACGCAAUUUGUAUAAAUUAUCUAGGAUUUAAGCGCGCGUCGCCUCCCAACGAUGUAGAACGAAGGAUUGAAAGCGAAUAUAAUUAAUUAAGCUGCAGGAAAAUUAUAUCGAAAAGAAAUAGGAUGAGGAUUUACUUUUCCGGCUCUGUUUAUUUCAAGGAUCAGAAAAUCAAGUUUUCGUUCAAAAUCGAGACACGUAUUGGGAUAAAUUUUGAAGAGAACAAAAGAAAAAGCAAAGGCUAGACGAUUUAUCUUCGAAGAAACGAAUUUUCCUCUCGAUCGAUUUUACAAUUCGUUCAAUUUCUUGUGGGACUUCGGAGAUAGACGGGAGACGACGCGAGGUAAGAUUUCGUUUUCGUGUAUAUCUUCGGUGUUUCCAGACAAACCGUUUCUUCGUACGUACGUGCACAAGUCCGUUGUGCUUCUCUGUCCGCUAGUGUGUUCCGCGCGAUGAAUCGAGGAUAGCCUUCGAUACUCCCGAGUAAUUACGGUCGGGAGGAUGCACGACCGCGUGUCUCUGAUACGAGCGAAUGCAUACGUGAUUAUGUAUUCACACCACGAGUGAAGCUCCAAUUUGCCUAGAUCAAGAUAUAAUUAAAGACUAUCGAGGAUACGUGCUGUAGACCGAAAUGAUCCUUCUUUUAUUCUAUAAACUAUUUUUUUCCUUUAAUAUUCAUCCGCUUUAUUAACAUCUCAUCCGCGUUAUUAAUUCCGAAAGAUCGAUCAUCGUUGCAAAGUAAUCCGCGAAAUAUCUCGAAGUACCAAGGAGGCGUGACACGCGACUGCGAUAAAACACAGAAAGCCAUAACGCGGAAUGCUUAUCGAUUGUGCAUUGCGGAACAAUCAAGUAUAAAAGUCGCCGGUUUACUGCAAGACGCGCGAUUUGAGUCACGCAGCAGACGCUUUUAUUACACAAAUAACUUUUAUUACUUCAUGAUCUGUUUUCUUCUUUGCGAAUAUGUGUCUGAAGCAGGAUGUAUCCUUGCGUUGCAUUGUUGAUCGCUAUGUUAUCGUUUCGCUUAUAAUGGAGACAUGCGUCGUGCAUACUAUUUGACAUUCGAUCGUGCAUCUUCCAGGCGGGCGUCGAUGCGUCGAGCGUCGAUGCAUCGUCGCUCGAACGUUGGGCAAAGUCGUUGGCAGGUACGACGACUGCCCCCCGCGAUCGCUUUCGCGAAAUAUUUCUUCUCGUGUCUAUACUUACUUUCGUCCAGCUGCUCCGCCACUUUUACUACUUCGUUAUAGGACGCAUCAUCCGCAUUUCCGUGUGCGGAAGUCGUCCCGCGGCUCUCGAGUCGCUCAACAUUCCGCGUCCCUUUCCCACGUGAAUGACGCAUUCGAUAACGAAGCGACGACAGAAAGGAUUCAGGGUGUUGACGAUCGACAACUUACAAACAAAUUUUUAACAAAAUUGUUUCACAAUAUUAUGAUUAGAUUAUGAAUUAGACUACAUUGAUAAUUAGAUUACGAUCAUCGAGCAGCAAAACUUUGUUCAGAGAGAGAAGCAGGGCCACAAAACUGAAAAUUGUCAGAGAAAUUGAAAAAGGUUAGAGAAAUCAAGAAAAAGUCAAGGAAUUUUGUAAAAUUUCUGGAAAAU